This is a messenger RNA of Symbiodinium sp. CCMP2456, 969 nucleotides long. The record is from the annotation of a GenBank genome assembly. NCBI's taxonomy places the organism in Eukaryota, Dinophyceae, Suessiales, Symbiodiniaceae.
AUGGCAGACUCCGAACAGUUUGCGGAAGCGAAUGCCGACCAUGCUGAUGAUGCUACGUGGGUUCUCACGAGUAGCUUCGUGAUUCUGACGAUGCAAAGUGGCUUUGCAAUGCUGGAGAUGGGAUCAUCUUCAAAAGGCCAUGAAGUGAACAUCAUGCUCAAGAAUGUCUACGAUGUGGUUUUUGGCGGCCUAGCAUAUUAUUUGCUGGGGUUCGGCAUUUCUAAUGGAGCGCCCUCAAACUCCUUCAUGGGACUGGGUGACUUCUUCCUGGACGUGCCAAACGCCGACGAGAUAUCCUCGGGGCUGAGGUUCAGCACCUUCUUGUUCAAGUUUAGCUUUGCUGCGACUUCUACAACCAUUGUCAGUGGAUGCCUCGCCAUGCGUUGUAAGUUCACAGUCUACUGCUUCUAUGCCUUCUAUGCUGUGGUGGUUUAUUCUUUCGUGGCGCACUGGGUGUGGGCGGCCGAUGGAUGGCUGGCGCAGCUGGGAGUGCACGAUUUUGCUGGAGCUGGCCCUGUGCAUCUGCUUGGAGCCGCCAACGGCCUAGUAGCAAUCCUGCUAGUUGGACCACGCCACGGCCGUUUCGAGGGAAUCCGCCCAGCUGAAGACUUCCGGGUCUCUUCCCCCACGAGUAUCCUGAUUGGUCUCUUUAUGCUCUGGUGGGGCUGGAUUGGCUUCAACUGCGGCAGCACCUUCGGAAUUACCAAGUUCAAGUGGAUCGUGGCGACCCGGUCAGGUGUCGCGACCAUCAACGCGACCUUUGGCGGUGGAGUCGGUGCACUCUUCUACACUAAAGCUAAGUCCAAGGGGAGGCUGGUCCUGGCAGAUCAUGUUGUGAACGGCAUCCUCGGUUCCCUGGUUUCAAUUACGGCCACCUGCGCCUGUGUCCACCCCCCGGCGGCGCUCCUCAUCGGGCUUGUGGGUGCCAUCGUGGCCCUUCUGGUGAACGACUGGAUGCCUGGCGAGGAG